GAUUUGAGUUCAGUCCUUGUUUUUCUUGUCCACAGUUGGCAAAAAAGUCAUCCCCGUCGCCGUCUCCCUAUUUUUUUCUUCAAUACCAUGCCAAACGUUGAUGCUUUGCUGACACCACGCCAGCUGUACGGCGGUGCAAUGACGAUCAGCCUGCCCGACAAGUUUGCCGACGUGAGUGGCAUGCGGCAAAUCCCAGACCACCAGGAGGUGUUUGUCAACCAGGCGAACGACCAGAGCUUCAUGGUCGACCUUCUGCAGUACCAGUCGCACGUGCAAGGCGCCGACGCUGCACGAUUUCACUUCAAUGAAAUUGCCGAGUGCAAUAACGCUGUCGACAAGAGCACCGUCACCGAGAUUGUCGCUCUCGCACCCGACGAUAUUCCUGGACUCGACCCCUUGCUCGAAAAGUGGCUGCUGUGCGGUCAGCAAGCUGUCGCCAAGUACAAGGAGGAGGACAAGGACGGAGAUGCAGCACGAAAUGCCGUCAUGAUCUACCUGCUGCUCGUGCGCCUGCCAGCGUUUACCACUGACAUUGUUGUAACCUUCAACGAUCCUGUAUUUAUCAGCCAAACCAGCAGCAGCAUGCCGCACUCGACCGACACUGACCAGUUUCUCGGCGAGCGCAUGCAACUGCCGCUCUUCAAACUCGCCCUCCGCUCCCUCGCCAUCAACGACUAUGGUCUUUUCGGCCAGGAUGAGGCUGAUGACGAUUCUUCCAUGCAGUCGUGAAUUUGUCAGACAAUCGGCGAGCAAUAAAUCAGCUGUAUUCUUAGUC
This is a messenger RNA of Capsaspora owczarzaki ATCC 30864, 775 nucleotides long. RefSeq lists its product as hypothetical. Gene Ontology annotation, cellular component: nucleus. Gene Ontology annotation, biological process: protein import into nucleus. Bases 88 to 729 code for a protein of 213 amino acids. Lineage: Eukaryota; Filasterea; Ministeriida; Capsasporidae. The record is from RefSeq and is a predicted model, not a curated record. Gene Ontology annotation, molecular function: small GTPase binding; guanyl-nucleotide exchange factor activity. The transcript is spliced from 4 exons.